GAGAGUCUCUUCUCUGAUUGGUGGAAUGAAACAGGGAGGUCUGUCUCUUCUUGACCGUUCUUCCGGCUUACAUGUUGGAAAAAAGAAAAGACGAAUGGAAAAAAUUGUAAUCCACAAAACGACCAUUGCCUAGUACCUCAACAAUACGGUCAUAAUUAGAUACAAUGAGCUCUCAGCAAUUCCCCCGACACGGGCUGUCUGCUUCCGGCGGUGGAGCACCUCAGAUCCCCGUUUCUGGAAACCUGGUGUCCAUCAAUCAUCCGUUAAAUCCUCAAGCUGGUGCAGAUGCUGACAGCAGUCGGGAUGCUGACCACGGGCAGCAGGAUCAUCCACCGAGUGGGGGUACCUUGGCGUUCAGAGAUGACAAGCAGGAGACCAUGGUGGUCAGGCCUUACCCACAAGUACAGAUGCACGGCCAGCAACAAACUGCCCCCCAAACCGUGUCCAUCCAGCCUGGCACAUCUGUCACUGUGCCUGCCCCCUCUGUCCACCUCCCACAGGGCCAGCCUGCACAGCUCACCGAAGGACAGCUGAAGGCUGUUUUGAAGUCACCUAUGCCAAGUCGUCUUAUUGCCCCAGCACCAGCUUCCAACCAGGGUCAUAUCCCCAUACCCCCCAAGGUGCCUGGUCACAUUACUGUCACCAUAGAGAGCAGUAUUCCUCCAACCCCAUCUAUUCCUGUGGCCGCUAUCAGCGGUCAGCAGGGUCACUCUAGCAACUUACACCACCUGAUGCCAGCAAGCAUUCAGAUCAUUCGGGGCAGUGCCCCUGCGCUGCAGAUCGGGACCCCUGCGGUCCCUCCCCAGACCUUCACAUCCCAUUUACCCCGAGGGGCUGCCGCGGCAGCUGUAAUGUCCAGCUCCAAAACUGUCCUGCGGCCAGCCACCGGAGCAAACGCGGGCCCCGGGCCCACAGUGCAACACAUCAUCCACCAGACUAUUCAGUCCCGUCCUCCUGUAACAACGUCUACAGCCGUGCUUCCAACCGUGGUGGCCCCCAUUUCAGCAACUAGAACUCAGUCCCCAGUGAUCAGCCCGACAGUCACACACUCUGCAGAGUUGGCCCAUGGCCAUUUGUUCCCCAGGCGUCCAGGGUUGACCAUUCACCCUCCUCCGCCAACUGUCAGUAUUCAGAGGUCUCAGACAUCCCGGGACAACGCCACGCGGAUCACGCUGCCGUCUCACCCUGCAAUUGGAUCUCAAAAGCCUCAGCCUCCACACACCAUGACACAGAAGCCCAUUUUCAGUCCUGUGACACCAGUGGCGGCAGCAUCUGUGGCACCAAUAGUUGCCACGAACACUGUGCCAUCAACAACCACAAUGGGCUCUGUGCCGCAUUCCCAAAUGAACAGUAACACUAUUGUCACCAUGACGAUGGCCUCGCAUUCCUCUCACGCUACAGCAGCGACCACGUCUGCCAUCCCUGUCGCUAAAGUGGUCCCUCAGCCCAUCGCCCACUCUGCAUCCCGCGUGCAGUCCGACUACCCCGGAGAGAGAACCAACCUCAUCCCCAUCCCAGGCCAUCGGUCCUCUCCUAACCCCGUCACCAUGGAAGCAAGAAGUGACAAUAGGCCUUCUGUACCCGUGCAGUUCCAGUAUUUCCUGCCGGCGUACUCCUCGUCGUACCCUCUGACACACACCUACACCCCCAUCAGCAGCUCUGUAUCUACCAUCCGCCAGUACCCUGUUACCCCUCAAGCUCCAAGUUCAGCACUGCCCACCCAAGCUGGAGUAGGUGUGGCCACCACUGUCCAUCUGAACCACAUGCAGCUGAUGGCAGUGGAUCGGAUCGGUCUCCCAUCUGCACAAAUCAGCAACCAAGGGAUCCAGCCAGCACCAAUCAAUGCGCAGGGCAUUCAGCCUGCACAGAUGGGAGUGCAGGGCCUGCACCAGUCUGCACCGAUCGGCACACAAGGACUACAGCAGGCACCGAUAGUCACUCAGCAGCAACAAGCGCAGUCCGAAGCUAAACCUGGGGUUGUUUUGGCUGAUGGGUUUGUAGCUAGCCCCAUCAGCAGCACAUUCAGCACCACCCAGCCAGUUGCCACCAUGGUGCAGGCACAUGCCCAGGGAGGAGUAGGAGGAGCCCCCACCCUGGUCUCCUCCCCGAGACCCAGCAUCCUCCGCAAGAAGCCAGCUAAUGAAGGUUGUGUUCGUAAGAACCUGAUCCCCGCCCAGCCCAGUGAACCCGGCGGUGGUAGAAUGGAGAGUGGCGUGAGGGGAGCAGGAUCUCCCCGACCUGCAGGUUUGAAACCCAAAGCUGAGGUGCACAUGACCGUGGCCCCUCCUGUCAUGGCGACAGUAGAGGCAAUGCCUUCUCAGGGAGGAGAGCAUCAGUCCUUGUCCUCAAACGCCCAGCACCUCGCCCAAGCCAUCCCCACCAUGCUGGCCACGCCGGGGCCCGUGCCUCCCUCCCAGCCCUCCACUGUCCUCUCAGCGCUGCCAGCAGCCAUGGCUGUAACUCCCCCCAUCGCUGCUUCAAUGGCCAACACAGUGGCCUCCCCCACUCAGCCUGCAGCCAGCAGCACUGCAGCCUGUGCUGCCAGUUCCGCCUGCCCAGAUUUGAAAAUUAAGCAGGAGAUGGAGACCAUGGACACCUCGCAGCCAGAUCCCAAUGCUAACUUGUCAUCAGCUCAAGGCCUCACCACCCAGGCCUCCACCCUGAACGCUCCCACCUCGGGAGAUCUGAUCCCCGGGGCGUCCCCAAGGAAGAAGCCCCGCAAGCAGCAGCAUGUUAUUUCUACAGAGGAGAGCGAGAUGGUGGAGACAAACAGCACAGAUGAGGAGAAAGCCCCAGGCAGGCCCAUCACCGGCAGGGCAGAGAGGCGUGAAUCUCCACCAAGGGAAUAUGUUGAUGAGGAAGGAGUGCGUUACGUACCAGUCAAGCCCCGACCGCCUGUUACUCUGCUGCGGCACUACAGGAACCCGUGGAAAGCUGCCUACCACCACUUCCAGAGGUACAGCGACAUCCGGGUCAAAGAGGAGAAGAAGGGCAACUUGCAGGACAUGGCCAACCAGAGAGGAGUGGCAUGCAGAGCACAAGGCUGGAAAAUCCACCUGUGUGCUGCACAGCUCAGGCAGUUGUCGAGUUUGGAGCAUGAUGUGUACAGCCGCCUCUCCACCCUCCAAGAGGGCCUGAUUCCUAAGAAGAGAGCAGGCUCCGAUGAUGACCUUCACCGAAUCAACGAGCUUAUACAGGGUAACAUGCAGCGCUGUAAGCUGGUGAUGGACCAGGUGACCGAGGCCAGAGACACCAUGAUGAAAGUGCUCGACCACAAGGAGAAAGUGCUGAAGCUGCUCAACAAGAACGGCGCCGUCAAGAAGUCCUCCAAACUGAAGCGUAAAGAACGGGCGUAAGCUCGGACCUUCUCCUCUGUCGAUAACCAUCAGCGCCCCCACCCCCCCCUCCCCCAGGGGAAGCUGCUCACAAUUGGGUGCUAAGAUUUGCUGCAUACAAUCGCAACGCACCCUCCCUAUCUGCCUGAGAGCAGACAGGGAGAAGUGACAGGGUGACAAUGAGCAGAAAAGCCCAUCAGGAAUAGGUUCUCAUUCAAGACCCACUGCACAUAUUGAGCGUGGAGCUUUGUAGGUUGCAUUAGAGCGGCCAACUGGACUGCCCUGUCUCUGGUCCCCUCUUUUUUUUUUUUUUUUUUUUUUUUUUGGUUAACAAUCGAAGACCCCAGAGACCGUUUUUACAAACUUAAUUUCUGCCUCUACUUUUAAGACACUGUUUGAACUGACACAGUGUGUGUGUGUCUUUAAUAUGUGGCACUAAAUGGAAAUGUAGUGUAAAAGAAAAAGAAAUGCAAUGGAAGUAUUUCAUUUAAAGUGAAACACCCGAGAGUUAUUGAAUGGGUCAAAUCAUUUAAAAGGAGUCCUUUCGUUAGCUGUGUGUAUACAGACUAAUCUCAAACAUGCUCUUUUCAUUAAUCUGUGCCUUCAUUGUGUCGGUGUACAUGAACUAGACGGGGACACGUGAAAGCUGUUCCACGUGCUGUCGAAAUAUUCUUAAAAUAUCCUUCACAGAAAAGUGUCAGGUCAAUUUCACCGCUUCCUCUUUUUCUCUGAACAUCCUGCACCUGCAUUUUUUAUUUUAGUAAAGGUUUGUUCAUCUAGUGCGGGAAAACUAUUCCAAAAUAAAUAAAAAUACUAGAUGUGGCAAGUUGAAUUGUUUUUAAAUGUCCAAAAAAAAUUCUCUUAGUGUCCUAAGAUGAUUAUCUGAAUGCGAGAACGUGCUGCAUAAUGCCAAGUUAACUAUACUUUUCAGACUGCCAUGAAUCAUCUACUUAAUCCAAAGUACAUGGAGGUCAUGGCGGUUAAAACUAUAUUUUUUAUUUGGUGUCAGAAAGUGAAGUGUUCGAAAGAAAGUGAGCGAGUAUCCUCGUGUGAUCGUACUGGUGGAUCGAAUUCAUGUAAAUCACUGUAAAUGUGCUUUUGGUUUUUCCAUUGACCUGCAUCUUUUCAAGUUUUGUACUCUAUGAAACAUUUUGUGCCGUGCGUUGUGCGCCGCUUCAUUUUGCAGGGUGUAACGAUAAUGACGUUAUGAGAUGAAGCGAGCCCGAAACAUCCAGCUAUUGUAAAUUGUUUUUGUCUGUGUAAUUAUAGUAAAGAUACUUAAACAAUACCAGUAA
This is a messenger RNA of Cottoperca gobio, 4630 nucleotides long. It is a transcript of the gene sap130a, whose product is annotated as Sin3A-associated protein a. Gene Ontology annotation, biological process: negative regulation of transcription by RNA polymerase II. The record is from RefSeq and is a predicted model, not a curated record. The transcript is spliced from 21 exons. NCBI's taxonomy places the organism in Eukaryota, Metazoa, Chordata, Actinopteri, Perciformes, Bovichtidae. Gene Ontology annotation, cellular component: Sin3-type complex. The coding region runs from base 165 to 3356 and encodes 1063 amino acids.